GUCCAAAUUUGUUUUUUUGUUAGGCCCUGUAGAAUGCAGCUGCUGUUCACCUCCCUUCCUUGAACAAUCUUGCCUAAGUCUAUGUCUAGCUGUGCUGCGCAUGCGCAGAUAUGUCAAUAUAUACACGCGGCUAGGGGCCGCGGCGCUUUCCUGCUCGCUGUCGCCCAGGGAAAGAGCUGGCGAUGGCACUGCGAAGCUUGUUCUACGUUUUCUUCGUGGCAAUGUCAGUAAAGAUUGUUGACAACCAGUGCACUGACACAACCAGUAACGUUUCAAUCUCACUGAGUGAACACACACUGUGCCCAUCAAAACCAGUGACUGCUCGAUGUACAGUGAAGAAACCUGCCGACAGCGAAGACAUUUUCCUUGUGUGGGAGUAUACCUCUCCUGAUGGAAUGAAAUUUGAAUGUACUGUUUUAUGUCAUCAAACAGAUGUUGUUUGUAACUUUGGAGAGGUCAAAGGUGUAGAUUGCACUUGUGAUGAAACCGAGAUAACAUCUGAAGCUACCAUAUACCCAACCUGUAUGUCUGGUGUAAAUCUCUUUUGCAGUAAUGGUGGUAUGGAACAGAAGGUUUCGUUUUCAGUAAAAGAUCUAAAGAUGCCAUCACUAUCACUAAUGAAUGAGAGUGUGACUAAAGUCGAUGAUGGUUAUGAAGUGACAGUAAUCUGGUCAGAGGAUGAUUGUACCUCUCAUGAUGUUCAAUACAUUCUCUCAGUUUCAUCUCCUGAGAUCAUGAAUUAUCCUACAAACUUGACACAAAUGAAUCUAACCCUUUCUGAAGGCAUUGAAUAUACUUUGACUGUCACUGCUACCCUGUGUGGUAAAAGCCUAGCUAGCAAUAAACUGUCACUUAAUUUUGGAGGUAUGUCAAUAUAAAAUAUUUGCAUGCAGGCAAUUGUGUUUUGUGCAUUUAUUAAAGGUAAUAAAAUUAUUCCACAAUCAGUUGUCAUCAUGUCAUGCUAAACAGGCAAUACAGGUCCUUCACCAGUGAUGCCGAUGCCCACAGAUUCAUCAGACAGUGGUAUGUAUAUACAAUAAUCAGUCACUCCAAUUGUGGGUGGUUCACUUGCUGGAGUAUUAGUUUCAAUUGGCAGUUUACUGUGUGGCUUGAUUGUGUGGCGUUACAGGGAAAAACUUGGUUGUGCUAAAUUACACGAUAUUGAACCUCUGCACAUUCCGGGAGUUGAGUUGGAAGAGGCUGAGCGAAACCAAAUCUCCAUAAGGAGGGAAGAAUUAAAGUUAAAACGAAGCG
Messenger RNA from Geodia barretti, 1254 nucleotides. The record is from the annotation of a GenBank genome assembly. Lineage: Eukaryota; Metazoa; Porifera; Demospongiae; Tetractinellida; Geodiidae.